Chaetomium fimeti is the source of this 639-nucleotide messenger RNA. RefSeq lists its product as uncharacterized. The transcript is spliced from 3 exons. The record is from RefSeq and is a predicted model, not a curated record. The coding region runs from base 58 to 525 and encodes 155 amino acids. Lineage: Eukaryota; Fungi; Ascomycota; Sordariomycetes; Sordariales; Chaetomiaceae.
ACAGACCACCACUCCCGUCCAGCUCCUCUCCCAGACAUCAAGUAACAACAAGACAAGAUGGUCGGCCUGAUGAAGUUCUUCGCCUCCGCGGCUCUUCUUGCCCAGGGUGCUCUGGCAUCUCCGACGCUUGCGGCCAGAGGCGAGGGAAUCCACCUCUUCAACUGCCGUCCCUUUGGCGGCGCCGGUGUCCCGCAGACCUGGAUUUCCAUUGUGGUGUACUGCGCCAACGACUCGGACUGCAGCAGCCUAGGCUACAGCCCCUCGUCCGACAACGUCUGCGUCAAGGGAACCUCGUCGUCGUCCGAGACCUACCACGUCUGGGAGGGCGGCAGCCAGUCGUGCACUUUCCCCACUGGCGUGACCUUCACCUGGAACAUCCCGUCCAGCGCCCAGUCCCAGCCCAACUACUCUUCCGUCGGUUCCGGCUCCAACGGCUAUAGGAGCUUCGCUGGCUUCAAGGACGACCAUGAAAGCGGGCCCAGCUAUAACUACCACAGUUGUGAGAAGAUCUACUACUACAUCUAAGGUCACACGUGUGGGGAUGAAGGAUUAUUGUGAUGUUUGGUAAGUUGUCUCAGUGGGAUGGUCGUUCGUUAUUUACUCCAAGGUAGAAUAUAUCUACAAAUUCAGAAUCUUUCC